Molecule: messenger RNA, 477 nt
Organism: Camellia sinensis
Lineage: Eukaryota; Viridiplantae; Streptophyta; Magnoliopsida; Ericales; Theaceae
Product: protein FAR-RED IMPAIRED RESPONSE 1-like
Source: RefSeq, a predicted model, not a curated record
AUGAAUAAGAAAAUUCUUACUCAUGUGAAGCAAAGAUUAGAAAUUAAUGAUCAAGUAGGGAUUGGGGUGUCUAGGAAUUAUAACUCAAUAGUUGUUGAAGCUAGGAGUUAUGAGUCAUUAACAUUUGAUGAGCGAGAUAUGAGGAAUUGCAUUGACACAGCUAGAAGAUUGAGGCUUGGAGAAGGAGAUGGCAAUGCACUUCAAAAAUAUUUUUUGAGGAUGCAAGCACAAAAUUCGAGUUUCUAUUAUAUGAUUGAUGUUGAUACUGACUUUCGCAUUAGAAACUUGUUUUGGGCAGAUGUAAUGAGUCGGAUGGCUUAUGAAGAAUUUGGAGAUGUUGUUUCAUUUGACACAACUUAUCUCACUAACAAAUAUGAUAUGCCAUUUGCUCCGUUUGUAGGAGUUAACCACCAUGGACAGUCGAUUUUGUUUGGUUGUGGGUUGUUAUCUAGUGAAGACACUGAUACAUUUGUUUGA